This is a messenger RNA of Helobdella robusta, 1170 nucleotides long. RefSeq lists its product as hypothetical. Gene Ontology annotation, cellular component: membrane; endoplasmic reticulum. NCBI's taxonomy places the organism in Eukaryota, Metazoa, Annelida, Clitellata, Rhynchobdellida, Glossiphoniidae. Gene Ontology annotation, molecular function: chloride channel activity. The transcript is spliced from 8 exons. The record is from RefSeq and is a predicted model, not a curated record. Bases 1 to 1170 code for a protein of 389 amino acids.
AUGGACUGUAUGGACAUUAGAAAAGAGUUAGCCAUCUGCAAUAAAAAAUCUAGAAGUGCCACUGAACAUUGCGAUGCAAAUAAAGACCUGACAACUGUUAACGUCUUUUUCAAGCGUUUCAUUCGAACUGUCUCCAACAAUUUCUGCUCUCAAUCUAUUAACGCAGAUGAUGGUUAUCAUCAGAUCGACCUGACGUUGACCGACUUGCAAUGUUCCUACUUGAAAGAGAGCCUGGAGGAGAGGCAUUCAAUUGUGACUCUGCAGGAAGUUCAUUACAUCUUAAACAACAUGACAUGGGUUCCAAGAGUUACUCUGCCAGGGUUGGUGGGUGUCUGGUGUGAUUAUCUUCAAGAGAACAUCAAAGUGGUAUUCAUGAUCUCAGCAUCAGCAGCAAUGCUCUCAAACAUCAUCUACAUACUGAGCAAGUUGAGGCUGUCUUUCUACAGAUUGAUCUUCAUCACUACUGCACUGCUGUUUCUUAUCAGUGUACCAUGGACCUGGUGGUAUUUGUAUAAGAAAGCUCUGGCCUCGAAGAUGGCCGCCUUAUCGAAGAGUCCUCCAGAUUCAUGCAGUCCUCAGAAAAUGUCCUUCUUCGAUACACUCUAUUCUUACUUCCACUUCACCGAGAACGAAUGCCUCAAGUAUUAUGAAGCCUUGCAGGUCGAUGCACUGUGGGAGGCAUUGGCAGUCACGUUUGCAAAGUUUUUCCUGGAACCUUUCGAAUACUUGGGUGAAGCCAUCAAAAAGUUGUUCCUCUCUGCCCUCAAUGGUGUUCCUUUCUUCCUACAACCAUUCAUUCUUGUCUUCAUAGUGUUCAUGAUUGCGCUCAUAGUGUUCGUUUGUUCUGGCUACAGGUUCAGAUCGUUGCUCUUCAACAUUGAGCCAUCCAGAGCCAUUUCAAUUUCCAGCGCUCAUAAUGCACAGUUGAAAGGGCUGCAGGAUGAAAUUGAUAAAUUGGAGAAAAAAAUCAAGGAUCUGAGACUGCAAGAAGGCAGGAUGAUUGAAGAUGGCAGUGGUGAUGCAAAAGUUCACAAUGCUCUUCCCAUCUCUGCUGCGCCAGCCUUAUCAUCAUCAUCAUCAUCUGUAUCAGAAACACCAUCACCAUCUGCUUUAUCAGUCCAGGCACAAGUAACAUUGCCCUCAAUAACAGCUGACUUCAGAUUGAGUUAA